Molecule: messenger RNA, 3303 nt
Organism: Eublepharis macularius
Lineage: Eukaryota; Metazoa; Chordata; Lepidosauria; Squamata; Eublepharidae
Gene: SLC41A3
Product: solute carrier family 41 member 3
Exons: 11
Coding region: 175-1632 (485 amino acids)
Biological process (GO): monoatomic cation transport
Cellular component (GO): plasma membrane
Molecular function (GO): monoatomic cation transmembrane transporter activity
Source: RefSeq, a predicted model, not a curated record
GCCACUCGUAAAGCCUUGCAGCCCUUUUGCAGCAGUUCAUUUCAAGCCCAAAUCUUUCGGAACCAUGUAAAGAAUCAUUUAGCCAUUCAGGUUUCCACCUAAGAACUUUGCUUCCUGAAGCAGACUUCUCUAGAGAACAAUUAUUGAGAAGGACUCCUGAGCUAAACAGCCAACAUGAAAGGUGAAGAAACUCGGCAGCGGAGGAAGGAAGGCCGGACUAGAAAUGGAGAGCGGUCCAAGCACAGAGCAAAGACCAAGAGUAAACACAAAGAAAGCAAACUUGGCACCCAGGGAACAGAGGAUGGCCCUUUGCUCCUGCCUCCAAAGCAGCCGGCUGAGGCAAAAGUGGCUAUGGCAAAGCUGCAGGAGGAAUCUGCCCUUGCCAUUGGCCUACAGGUGCUGCUGCCUUACUUGUUGGCUGGCAUAGGCAUGGUCCUUGCGGGGAUGGUCUUGGAUUAUGUGCAGCACUGGAAGGUGUUUAAGACAAUCACAGAAAUAUUUAUCCUGGUUCCAGCCCUGGUUGGCUUGAAGGGUAACCUUGAAAUGACCUUGGCAUCUAGACUUUCUACUGCUGCUAACACUGGACAGAUGGAUGAUCCCCAUGAAAAGUGGAAAAUGGCUACCUGUAAUUUGGCCUUGAUUCAGACACAAGCCACAGUGGUGGGACUCCUGGCAGCUAUAGUUGCAGUCCUUCUUGAGGCCAUAACCAAAGGGUAUGUUGAACUGAACCAAGCAGCCCUGUUGUGUGCCAGCAGUGUGACAACGGCAUUCAUUGCUGCUCUCUCGCUCGGUCUGGUGAUGAUUGGUGUAAUCAUUGGUGCAAGGAAGGUCGGGAUUAACCCAGACAACAUUGCAACCCCCAUCGCGGCAAGCCUUGGAGAUCUGAUCACCCUUUCCUUGCUUGCUGGAAUCAGCAGUACGCUCUUCAAAUACAUUGAUGUCAGUUACCUUUCCCCCUUGAUCUGUGCCAUCUUCAUUGUAAUGAUUCCUCUGUGGGUUGCUAUUGCCAAGCAGAGUCCUCCCAUUGCUGAAGUACUGAAGUCUGGAUGGCAGCCAGUCAUUGUUGCAAUGACCAUCAGCAGCAUUGGUGGCCUCAUCUUGAACAAAACUGUGACCAAAACAAACUUUGAAGGCAUGGCUGUUUUCACUCCCGUAAUCAAUGGUGUUGGUGGCAAUUUGGUAGCAAUCCAAGCCAGCCGCAUUUCUACGUUUCUUCACUUCUGGAGCAUGCCUGGUGUCUUGCCGUACAAGAUGAGACAGCACUGGCCCAACCCAUGUACCACCUUCUUCACUUCAGGGGUCAAUUCCAAGUCAGCUCGUGUCCUUCUCCUGUUGGUGAUCCCAGGGCACCUGGUGUUUUUGUACACCAUUCAUGUUCUACAGGGAGGCCACACAUCUCUCACCUUCAGUUUUGUGUCAUUUUACCUGAUGGCUGCUCUACUGCAGGUGGGAAUCCUGCUCUACAUGGCUGACCUGAUCGUAAGGCUGAUGUGGCGAAAGGGACUAGAUCCUGACAAUUUCUCCAUCCCCUACCUCACUGCGCUGGGAGACCUCCUAGGCACUGGAUUCCUAGCACUUUGCUUUUACCUGGUUUGGCUGAUCAAUGGGCUGCAGAUAAAACUGGGAAACUAAAGAGACUUCAACAGUACUGCACUGCCCAUGGCUCUCACAAGCGAGACUCUCACAAUGGUGCUUUUAACAUGGUCCAACAGGGUAUUAGAAGGACAACAACCAGGUCUUUAAACUGGAAUGUAUUGGAUAUCCCUUCCCUUUGACCUCAACAUUGCACAUCAAGUGUUGUUUCAAAAAUACUGGUGAAAUAGCAUCCAUGUGGACUGCGGCAGUGUCUAACAGUGAAAAGGUUGUGGAGCUCUGUUCUAGCCAGCCCAUAGGGUUAAGAAGUGUUACUGUAAGGGACUGGUCGGACUGGUCUUGGUCUGAAAUUGUCAUUAAUAGGAGGUUAUCCACUGAUCUCAGUGGGUUUUAGAUAAUGCCCUGAUGAGGAUGUUGUUGCACUGUCUCUGCCAGAAAUCAGCUGGUAAUAAAUGACGACAUUUUCCUGCCUAUCUUUCUUCCAUAUGUUCCAAGAGAGAGAAGGAGAAUUAUGUCCAGGGCAGUUUGUACUCUACACAAAAAGUUCCAAAUUUUAUAUUAGGGAACGUGAAACUUUGUUCUGACGCAGCUCAGAUUCUACAUAACAGUCAUGCAUACAUCUGUGGAAAUUUGUGUGUUUUGCAUUAUGUUUAUCAAUUUGCAUGCUUUAUGCUUUGAGUUUUGUAGAAUUCUAGAAUUGUUGCUAUUGUGGAAGCCAAGAGUUCAGUGUCAGUUAGAAAUGGGCAGACAGUGUCUCAGGAUAAAUAAAUACGAUAAGAAACCAAGAGGCAGGCACUAGAGUGCCAAAAAGUAAUAGUGAGAUUUUUUUUAAAAAAAUGGCUGACUGUUUUCAAAAACAUGUACAUAUCCAUAAAUCCUUGAAAUUUGUUUUUUUAAUCUUGAUUAAUUUCUCAAAAAUCUAAGUUCUCAUUUGUUGCAGAGCAGCUUGUGAUAUGUGUAAUAUGAGUGAUGCAAGAGAAACAUGAAGGCAAGUGUUUUGUGCUUCAUGUUUCUCCAUGUCAUGCCCCAUUCGAAUUAGAACUUUCCCACCCUUGUACAUGCACCCCUUGUUGAUAUGGAACCCAUCUCUGUGUUGAGCACCUGCACAUUUCCUUGGAUGGUGAUGAAAAGCUAAAGCUCUAUCCAAGACAGAUACUGAAAAGAAGAAGCACAAGCAUUUAAGCAAAGAGGCUGUUGAGCUUACUAGUUUCCUUGCCCUGACCUCUUCAUCAUGCCAUGAUGAUCACAUCUGAAGCCACUCACAAAGCAUACAGAUGUUUGCUCAUAAAAACUCAAAUGUUUUCUUGAUAACUCUGUUUCACACAGUACAUUGUAUCAUACCUGAUGGGAGGGCUCACGUAGAGUAGGGAUGGGUUUCCCCCAGGUGUCCUAAAGAACUCUGUGCUGGGAAGAGAAAACCCGCCUGCACUCAGCCUUUCUGUGCCUGCCUUUGAUAUUCCUAAAUUAUCUACCUGCUUCAGGGAGGAAAUGUCCCCUUAACACAGAGUUCUUCAGUCCCAGUGCACUGUUGCUUCAGAAAGCCUCUCCAGAUGAAAUCCUGGGAGACCCAAAGCACUGUUGCCCUCAGGGACUAUGCCUAGUUUGACAGGAUUUUCAUUCUCUCUCUUGUUUUGUUUUAUGGUUUUAAAACCAAUGAUAGUUUUCUGGUUUAUAAAAACACACACUGCAAAAUAAAAUGUUAAAACAGUG